Molecule: messenger RNA, 2213 nt
Organism: Drosophila erecta
Lineage: Eukaryota; Metazoa; Arthropoda; Insecta; Diptera; Drosophilidae
Gene: Galphas
Product: G protein alpha s subunit
Exons: 9
Coding region: 868-2025 (385 amino acids)
Biological process (GO): adenylate cyclase-activating dopamine receptor signaling pathway; sensory perception of chemical stimulus
Cellular component (GO): heterotrimeric G-protein complex
Molecular function (GO): G protein-coupled receptor binding; GTPase activity; G-protein beta/gamma-subunit complex binding
Source: RefSeq, a predicted model, not a curated record
AUCCGAUAGACGGGCUGACUAUCGAUAAAAGUAUCUACUUCGUUGCAUCCCUAGGUUGAUACAUAAAAUAAAAAAUAUAUAAAAAGUGAGUUAGUACUGGUAUUAAAAGUAAUUUUUAAGCUACAAAUUGAUGAAUUGCGAGCACGCAGAGACUAAGAACACUGGGAAUCCGGAAAACAGUGGCUGGCGCGUCGGGUGCGAUAGAAUUGCCAGUUUUUCAGACCCCAAAAGUCGCUCCCAACCGAGUCGUGCACCUAUAGUCUUGGCCCGAAGUUGCUCCCAUGAAUAAAAAUGUUCGGUAAUUUCACGGUAAACAAUAACCAUUGUCGAACGCAGGGAAUAGUCGCGUUCGCACACGUAAUUGCCAUCGCGCAGAGAUGUGAUUCGCCCCCGUAGCCCCUCGAUCUCGAGCGAGCUCCCGAUUUUCGGACGUCCUGCGUCCUGCGACCUGCGUCCCAUGUCCUUAAACCUGAAAUCAGUGAAAAAUCGUUCGCGCAUGAAUAUCCAAAAUACAAUCCCAUCCAUCGAAUCGAAUUCCUUCCAAUCCAAACCAAUCCAAGCAGAUGCGCUGCGUUGCGAUGCGAUGCGAUUCCAUUCCAUUCGACUCGAUUCGAUUCGAUCCGAUUCGCGAUGGUAUAGCCUGCUGCGGAGAUCCACUGAAGCGCUGAGCCAACGCCAACGGUGGUGCCACUGAGAUCGGAGAUCGGAGACCGGAGACCGACGAGCACACAAGGGAUUGUGGUUAGAUCCGAGGAACCCGAGCACUCAGCUAUACUGGAGCAGAACGGAGAAAGCACAAGGGGUGCCGAGUCGCCCGACGCGAACCAGGAAAACCGAGCGACGUGUUGGUGGACCCCGUGGGCUGCGAUGGGUUGCUUUGGGUCGCCCACGUCCAAGCAGUCGGACGUGAACUCGGAGGACUCGAAGAGCCAGAAGCGCCGGAGCGAUGCAAUAUCUAGACAGUUGCAGAAGGACAAACAGCUCUACAGGGCCACACACAGGCUGCUCCUCCUGGGGGCGGGCGAGUCCGGCAAAUCAACUAUAGUCAAGCAAAUGCGAAUAUUGCAUGUCGACGGAUUUUCUGACUCGGAGAAGAAACAGAAAAUUGAUGAUAUUAAAAAGAAUAUUCGAGACGCUAUCUUGACUAUUACAGGAGCCAUGAGCACACUUAAUCCACCUGUAGCUUUAGAAAAGAAGGAAAAUGAACCCAGAGUGGAGUACAUUCAGGAUUAUGCAUCUAGUCCGGACUUUAAUUAUCCUCCUGAAUUUUAUGAACAUACAGAAGAACUAUGGAAAGACAAGGGCGUUCUUCAAACCUAUGAGAGGUCGAAUGAGUAUCAAUUAAUCGAUUGUGCGAAAUACUUCCUGGACCGAGUGAGCACAAUCAAGAAUCCAAACUACACCCCUAAUGAGCAGGAUAUUCUUCGGUGCCGUGUUUUGACUUCUGGAAUAUUUGAAACAAGAUUUCAAGUGGACAAAGUAAACUUUCACAUGUUUGAUGUUGGAGGACAGCGAGACGAGCGUAGGAAAUGGAUUCAGUGUUUCAAUGAUGUAACUGCUAUUAUAUUCGUAACUGCGUGCUCAAGUUAUAACAUGGUUUUGCGGGAAGAUCCCACCCAAAAUCGACUUCGAGAAUCUUUGGAUUUGUUCAAGAGUAUUUGGAACAACAGAUGGCUUCGCACGAUUUCUAUUAUACUAUUUUUAAAUAAGCAAGAUUUGUUAGCAGAGAAAAUUAAGGCUGGAAAAAGUAAAUUGUCGGAAUAUUUCUCCGAGUUUAACAAAUACCAAACGCCAAUCGACACAGGUGACGCAAUAAUGGAAUCCAAUGACGACCCAGAAGUAAUACGAGCAAAAUAUUUCAUACGAGACGAGUUUCUGCGUAUAUCUACCGCUAGCGGAGACGGAAAACACUACUGCUAUCCACAUUUCACAUGCGCCGUUGACACAGAAAACAUUAAACGUGUGUUUAAUGAUUGCAGAGACAUUAUUCAAAGGAUGCACCUUCGUCAAUAUGAAUUGUUAUAGGUUAUCCCCAUCGCCGUAAUGCAAGUAAAUAAAAAUAUUAAUGACUUACUGUUUUAAAUAUAAUUAUCAAAUGUAAUUUGUAUUUAAAUAGUCCCUUGAUUAAAACAAAAAAUUCGCUGCAUUUAGAUCUGGUAUGACCUUUCACAAAACUCAACAUUAAAGAAUAAUAAAUAAACAUGUUAAUAACA